Molecule: messenger RNA, 3724 nt
Organism: Solanum dulcamara
Lineage: Eukaryota; Viridiplantae; Streptophyta; Magnoliopsida; Solanales; Solanaceae
Product: pentatricopeptide repeat-containing protein At4g17616
Exons: 4
Coding region: 139-2277 (712 amino acids)
Molecular function (GO): protein binding
Source: RefSeq, a predicted model, not a curated record
GCAAAGUAGAAAAACACAACCGGAAUCCAAUUUCCGAACAACCGCUGUUUCUACGGCCAACCUCCGUUCGAAGCGAACUUAGAGCUGAUAUAAUGUCAUAAUAGUAUUACUCGUGGUUUUCUGGAUAGUGUUAUCUUUAUGGCAUGCUCCUUAAGAAAAGCUAUCGCAGUUUGCUUUGUCUUCAGAAAAAGCUACUCUUCUAUUCUUGCUGUCGCUUCAAAUGCCAUCAGAUUGACCUGCAAUAGCACAUGUGUGUCCACAGAUUCCUCAAUUUCAUAUGAAAACUAUAAACCAGGAGGUGUGAUGUUUUCUCGACAGUUCUGUUCCAGUAGAGAGCCAGAGACAUUAUCUUGGGGUGUGUCAUCUGACAUUGUUUUGCUGGGAAAGCUUGAAAGUGCAUUGAGGAAUCACAACUUGGAAGAGGCUUGGGAAACCUACAAGGAUUUCAAACGUCUUUACGGUUUUCCUGACCCCUUACUUGUAGAUAAGCUUCUCACUGAGUUGUCGUACUCAUCUGAUCCUGGAUGGCUUAAAAAGGCAUGCAAUAUGGCAGGAUCUAUUUUGAAAGAGAAAAGGGAGUUGCUACGCACAGAGUUAAUGACCAAGCUCUGCCUAUCGUUGGCUAGAGCUCAAAUGCCCGUUCAAGCAUCAUCAAUUCUCAGACUGAUGUUGGACAAAGGAAAUCUCCCACCUAUUGACAUGCUAGGGAUGAUAAUAUUUCACAUGGUGAAGACUGAUACUGGAAUGAUUGUGUCAUCAAACAUUUUGAUUGAGAUGUAUGGCAGCUCUCAACAAUUAGCCACAAAGAAAUCCACUUGCACUGAGUUAAAUAAACAUAAUACACUUCUUUUUAAUCUUGUUCUUGAUGCUUGUGCAAGAUUUGGAUCAUCCAGUAAAGGCCAUCAGAUUAUCGAGUUAAUGGCCCAAGUUGGAGUUGCAGCUGAUGCUCAUAGUAUUUCAAUUAUUUCCUUGAUCCAUGAGAUGAAUGGUAUGCGGGAUGAAUUAAAGAAAUUUAAGAAACAUAUAGAUCAGGUUUCAGCUCCAUUGGUUUCCCACUAUCAGCAAUUCUAUGAAAGUCUCCUGAGUUUACAUUUCAAGUUUAAUGAUAUUGAUGCUGCUUCUGAUCUUGUACAAGAUAUUUAUGGAUUUCAAGUGUCCCAUCACGAGCACGGAGAUGAAACACAACCACCUAAACCGUGCCUUGUUGCUAUUGGCUCUGAUAAUCUGAGAACAGGAUUGAAAUUACGACUUUUUCCUCAUUUAAUAUCAAGGGAUUCUGUUUUCAAUGUGGGACGGAAUCAGGUGCUUGUUAUGUAUAAGAAUGGGAAACUUGUCCUUAGCAACAGAGCAUUGGCCAGGCUUAUUAUACAGUACAAGAGGGGUGGGAGAAUUAAUGAGCUGUCAAAGCUUCUCUGUAGUAUCCAGAAGAAGGGCUCAGUUGAAUCUAGUAGAAUGUGCUCUGUUGUGGUUGCUGCUUGCAUUUGCAUGGGUUGGUUUGAAACUGCUCAUGAUAUUUUGGAUGAUUUGGAUUCUGAAGGAAAUCCGCUGGACACUAAUUCAUACAUAUCUCUGCUGACUGCAUAUUGCAACAAAAAUAAGCUAAGGGAGGCAGAGGCACUACUAAAGCAAUUAAGAAAAUCAGGUGUGGUCAUAAAUGCAUCUGAUCCAUUGUUAGCUCCUGCAUCUGUGUGUGAACUGGAAAAUGAAAGAAAGAAUAAGCUGAAAGAAUUAGGCUCUCUGGCGAAAGGGGAGCUGGCUUACCAUAUUGCUGAAGAAAUGAGAGCAGAAGAAAAUGAGGCUUAUUUUAUGAUGUAUGAUUUAAAUUUUUCUAUCUACUUUUUUAUGAAGGCUCACAUGGUUGAAGAUGCCGUAAGGGCUUAUCGAAAAAUGCAGGCAAUGAAGAUCCAUCCUACAGUGUCAACUUUCAUGAAUCUGCUUAAUGGGUAUUCUUCUUUAGGUAUGUAUCGUGAAAUUACAAUCUUGUGGGGAGAUAUUAAAAGGAACAUGGGAAGUUGUAAAGACUUGAAUACCAGGAAUUUAUACGAGUUCUUGCUGUUGAAUUUUCUUCGAGGCGGUUAUUUUCAUAGGGUGAUGGAGACUAUUGGUUUGAUGAAAGAUAAUGGCAUGUAUUUGGACAAGUGGAUGUAUAGACGUGAGUUCUUGAAAUAUCACAAGGGUCUUUACCUAAGGAUAAAAGUAUCUGACGCUAAGAAUGACGGACAAAUUCAGAGGAUUGAGCAUGUUAGGCACUUUAGGAAGUGGGUUGGCCUGGAUUAAUUCUUUCAGGUAUCAAAAAAUAUUCCCUCUGAUUGAAGGAAUGACCAUGCAUGUUAUUUCCAUAUCCUCUUUCCUUUAUUUACAUGCCUAACUGACCCCUGCUGCCCUGCUGAUAAAAUUUAAAAGAUCAGGAAAUUGUGUUCUGAUUGGCACUCCAGAUGUGAUUUUCUGCUCCUUGUCAGUCUUGAGUAGCUAGCUCUUUGAGCCGGAAUUGAUACUCCGACAUGCAUGGAAAUUGAAAAUUAUUCAUGGCUCCAGUGUCUACUCCACGCCUGUAGCUACCUGUCAUGGAGCUGAAAAAAGUUGCAAAGGAGAUAUUGGACCACUAGUUCCAAUUUGCAGACGGAACACUGAAAAGAUAGAGUCUCCCACAUUCUUCCCUUGUUGCAACUAAGUCAGUGCUUGUCUACUCCAAGGUUUGAGCACGUGACUUGCGCCUACAUGAAAACCACCCCCUAUUUCUGGGAAAAAGGACCUAGGCCUACUAAAGCAAGUACCAAUGAUUUACUGAAAAGAUCAAGGAGAAAGGAGCAAAAGAAGGGGUGAGAAAUGGAAAAACUUCAUCCGAAAAAAGAAGUGGACAAUCGACAGUGUUUUAUUACAAGUAGUUGUUUAGUUGGACUCGGUGCAAGUGUUGUUAUAGUGUUAAAAAAAAGUGAAUUUGUACUAUGAAAAUGCAGAGACUGUGAUAGGUCAUAUGAUGAUACAAAGAUUUGCUUUGUUAUUUCAAAAGUAAUUUUUUCUUUAUAAUGAUACAGAGAUUUCCAUACGUCAUUGUGCAAACUGAAGUUGCACUAGCUAGUAUUACAUAGUUCUAUAUCUGUAGUAGUCGUUAUAUUAGUUAUCCAAGUUUUAAGUACGUAACGCACAGACCAAUAUGCAAAACCAGUUUUCCCACCUGUCAUAAGAUAUAUUUUUCUUGUUAGUUUUUUCCUGAGUGUCUUCUUAUUCCCAAAGCUGAGGCUUUGUAGUGUAGCUCCUGAGCCAAAGUGCUUUGUUUGGGAAGACGAGUUCCUGUCAUUUCAUACAAUUCUGGCUAUCCUCUCUUCUCUAGAGAAACUUCCUCUGAAGUGACUACUACACCUAGCCUAUCUUUUCGCUUGCUCAUUGUUUUCUAUGUUAGGGUCUUGAUUCAAAGAUUUAGAAUAAAAGGUGCGAUGGAAGCUUUCGUAGUUUAUUUUAUAAGUUUUGAUAUUUUAUUUUACUUAGUAGGUUAGGCCUAACCUACCAAGUACAAGUAGAUCGUAGUCACCCCUUCUUCUACAACCUUUUGCAAUCACCAAGUUUAUUUAGUCUACAGAUGUAGUAGGAGGUGAACCACUUGCGCUCGAAUUUAUAUAUCUUUUUAUUCAUCCAAACUAAUACCAGAACAAAGCUUUUUCUUCUUUUCAAACUCUCACGAGUAUUUGAGAAAAAGAAACAAGCAAAAACAGAGACUAAUUUCCAG